Messenger RNA from Paramecium octaurelia, 1057 nucleotides. NCBI's taxonomy places the organism in Eukaryota, Ciliophora, Oligohymenophorea, Peniculida, Parameciidae. The record is from the annotation of a GenBank genome assembly.
AUGAAAUAGAGCAUCGAUCCUAGUGAAAGUGAAAAUCAGACUACCUAGCUUUGUUUGAUUUACUCUCCGGAACCACAAAAUAAGACAUUGCUUAGUCCUAAGGAUUUUAGAAUCAGAAAACCGGCUCCAUUGGUCUUGAAACCCAUGUUAUGUGAUCAAUAGGAGGACUCAUAAAAGGCAGUGGGAUGUGAAUACAAUUUCAAAGAUUUGAGAUUGGGUAAGAAGAUUGGAAGUGGGGCAUUUGGAGAUGUGUUUGUAGGAUUCAUCUAAGGUAAAUUUAUUGCUGUGAAAUAAAUGGAUGGAAAAUAGUUAAUAGAUUCAGUGGAUAAUGAGAUUAUAAUAUUGUCGAAAUUGACACAUAAAAACAUCGUAUAAUAUUAUGGAUACAUGAGGGAAGCAGGGAUGUUAAAUGUCUAUUUGGAGUAUAUGGAUGGUAAUCUUAUAUAAAGUAAAAUAGGCGGCAGUUUGUCUGAUAGACUGAAAUAGUUUGGAAAGUUCAAUGAGACAUUGAUAAGAAGAUUUACAAUUUAAAUUUUGGAUGGAUUAAUUUAUUUGCAUCGAUAGGCAGUUGUGCAUAGAGAUUUGAAAUGUGGGAACAUUCUGUCUAAUCAAAGAGGGUAGAUAAAAAUAGCCGAUUUUGGAUCGUCGUCUUGGAAAGAAGCAAUCAAUUUGUCAGAUACUGAGUUUUGUUAGUCGAUGAAAGGGUUAUUAUACAGUAAUAUCGUAGUUCUUUCAAAUGGAUGGCUCCGGAACUGCUUUUGAAGGAAAAGAAAUAUGGAAGGAGAGUCGAUGUAUGGAGUUUGGGAUGUGUGAUCAUAGAGAUGGCAACGGCAGAACAUCCAUGGUAAAUGCAUAUUUUGUAUAGAGAUUUAGGCCGAAUAUAAAAUCUCUAGCAUAGUUGUUAGAGGCUAUAUAGAAUUUGAAGUGUCCACCAAUACCCACUCAUCUCUCGAAAGAAUGCUAAAACUUCAUCAAAAGAUGCUGUACUUAUAAUAAAGACUAAAGACCACAUGCUGAAAUAUUGAGGGAAGAUCCUUGGAUAAAAAAAGAAAUUUGA